Bombyx mandarina (wild silkworm) is the source of this 3657-nucleotide messenger RNA. RefSeq lists its product as uncharacterized. NCBI's taxonomy places the organism in Eukaryota, Metazoa, Arthropoda, Insecta, Lepidoptera, Bombycidae. The record is from RefSeq and is a predicted model, not a curated record. Gene Ontology annotation, molecular function: growth factor activity; Toll binding. Gene Ontology annotation, biological process: central nervous system formation; innate immune response. Gene Ontology annotation, cellular component: extracellular region.
CUGAAAUCGAUUUAAUUAUAGUGUAGUAGUAUCAUGUUUGAUUGUGAGUGAUUUAAAUAAAUUUUUUUGUGUUAUGAAAUUAACAAUUAUAGCCAAUAUUGACUCACCAUCAUCCUCAUCCGUUCAGCUUUUAAGAAGAACGAAAUUACACAGGUGCACAAUGUGGUGGCAACAGUGGUAGAAGAGAAGAGGGCGGCCGGAUGCGGCCCGCGCGCCCCCGUCCGCCCGCAGCCUCCGUCACCCAGCGCCGUCCGCACAACGCACUAUGCGCAUGGCAAGUGCCCUGCCCACUCUGCUCGCGGUGCUGUGUGGUGCAGUGGCGGACGCUGGCGACGAGAUCGCAAACGUGAGCCGCGUGCGCCGAGCACCUCACAUCUCGCACCGCAUCACGAUAGAAAAAGACGAUAUGUCGUGGAAGCGGUCCCACUGGCGGGAGAUGCAGCUUAUUCUCCAGCAACAGGGGACGCGGAAGGACGGUCAGUCCCCAGAGACGCAGAAAGAAGGCGUCGAUUGCUGCCCCUCGGUCCUCGAAAUGGUCAUCAAGAAAGGAGGCCGGACGGUCAACGGACUGUAUGUUGAGCUCUACGAAGACGGAGAGAACAAGCAGCGGCUGUUCGAGCUGACGUGUGCACCGGGGAUCGUGGACAUGCCGUGCCGGUUCAUCGACGCAAGACUCUACAACGACUCGAGAUGCGUCCAAAAAUACUCCUACUCGUACGCGUUAGUACGGCCUCCCCCCCAGUCUUCGGCCACGGAAUCUCCUCACCAGAAGUCCGAGGGACAUUUCUCGGUGCCCGGCUCCGAUGGCUGGUCGAUGGACUACGUGAAAGUGCGUGCCGGUUGUGAGUGCCAAAUUAAACCUCCAAAGAACACUCGUAAGAGACACAAGAAGAGGAAACGUAACAGAAGAAUAGUUGAGAACGAUGAGACCUGACACCGUCGGUGCGUAAUUGUGAACCAGUGGGAUAAUAGUGAGAACUGAUCGAGAGUUUACGGUGUGCUUCGUACUGAUGGUAGGGGAUUUGCGAAAUCAAUUAAUACAAACGUUACCGGAAUAUUGUUGUUGAGUAUUUUGGUGUUAUUUCGGUGUUUGUCGAUAUUUAUUAUUAUCGGGAAAAUAUUUAAAACAUUUUUUUUUUUGUCUUAGUAGCUAUUAUCGAUUUAUUGGAUAACGGUAAUGUGCCUUGACCGGUGUGCCUUGUCACGGAAGUGCCGGAAAUGUUAUAGAGGAAACGAAAUGUAUUUUCGGGCGUUUUUAAAUUGAAAUGUAAUUUAUAUAACGACAUCCAACAAGAUUAACGUAUUCUCGCACCAAAACAGACGCAAAAUGUGCAUAAUUCUUUUUUAUAUGUUUUUUAGAGAUCACUUCGUUGAAGCCUAAAUUCUUAACGCUGUCUUCUUCAAUCUGUGUCCACUCAAUACGGAGUGUAGGUCUCUUCAUAUGCACUCCAUUAUUUUCGGUCUCUUCCCUUUCCCAUCCAGUCCUUACCGGCUAUAUUUACCAGGUCGUAGGUCCAUCUCAUUGGUUGUCUACUCACCUUACGACGUCCAGUACUAGAUCCACUCCAGUAUUUAACGCUGAGACAUUUCUUGAACACCUCAAAGUCUUAACAAACAACCAUCCUUAACAAUAAACUAUUCUGAUUAUAUUUUAAUUUAAUUAAUUAAAGAAACGCAUAGUUGUGGGUAAGGGUUAUGAGACCGCGAAGCUAGGCGCAAAAUCCUUUCUGUUGUUACGCACAAAGCGAGUUUGAAGGGUGUGACCAAAACUCAAGAUGGGUGACGGUAUUCUGGUGUCUAUGGCCUCCAGGAACUUUAAAUCUCCUCUCUUAGGAUUGCUGGCCAAUGACCCUGAUCACCAGGUCUGGACGAACGAUCGAGCUCAAUAUCAUCACAAAAAUGUGUUGAAUUUAUCAGAAAGGAAUAGAUGUACAGACGUGCCCACAGACCUACAAGUCUCAUACAAGAAGUCAUAAAAAAAAUUACACGGGGUUAGCUUAAAAAAAUCUGAACUAUUCGAUUGAUCUAGCAAACGUGCUGCGAUAUAAGCUAGGUUAAACAGUAGAGCUCUGAAAACAUAAAAUUAAGAACAGUUACAUCCGUAUGCCUUUCGUAUUAAGACACAGCUAUACAGAUUUUCUCGCAAGAACUUUGAAAAUUAUUAAAGGAACAUUUUGACACAAAUUCCAUCUUGCUCACACUCAGAUGUUAAUUUAUGUAUGUGAGCGGGACGGCAAAUUAAUAUUAUACAUAUAAGUUACAGUAACGCAUUCUGUGAUUUUAAUUCUGUUCAAUUAAAAUAAAAGGUUAACAUUAGACCAGUGGCUCUCAACUACGCUGCCGCGGCACUUUUGUAUACCGCCAUAUUUUACCAAUUUUAUUGUUAACUAUUAAAUUAAUAUUAUUAACUUAUAAUUAAUACCUUAAUAAACACCCUAGUAUAUUUUUGCAUAUUACUUUACUUCAUAUUCAAAAUAAUUAACUAUUUUAGGGUAAGCAAACAAUUUCUUUGUGUGUCGUCAAAUUUUGAAAACGUUAAAAAUGUGCCGCGACGAAAAAAGUUGAGAAUCACUGCUUUAGAAUAAAGAAAAAUUUUGGUGAAAACUUAUACAUUUUGAAAAGAAGAUAGGUCGAUAUUUUGUCAUUAUCAUUUAUAACAUUAAAAUGACAUUAUUCAGUACCAAAUUCAAUUUAUUUUAUAUAAUAAUAUACCCAAAUCAUUACCUACCUCCCCUCUGGGGCAGUCAGGUAAACAAAACCAAAAACAUUCACAAGAAACAUAGCAAUAAUGACACCUAGAACUAUCUUUAAAAACACUACUUUCAGCUCUUGUCCAUAGAGGUCACUUUAAUAAUAAAAAAUACGAAUUAAAAAUGUCAAUUUUAUUUUUAUUGGUGUCUUUCAUGUUUAAUGCUCUCUUCACCUUUAAAAUUAAGAGUAUUUAUUCAAUUUAACAAUUAAUGAUUUUUUUGUUAUUAUUUGUAUCAGUACUUACUUAGGUAUAAGUGCGUUGAGUCAAAGAUCUGUAUUAUUUUCUAUUUUUUAUUACUUUUACUUUAUGUAAUGUAGUUGUUAUAAAAUAAGGAAUUAUUUUCAUUUAUUUAUACUGUUUAAUACGAGGUAUUCCGAUAAUAAUCAGUAUGAAUGUUAGUUUUGUAUGUAGAACCGCUUACAUAUUGUUUUAUUGUAAAUAAUGUAAAAUGUGAACAGACAAUAGUAUUCUGCAAAUAUGAGAUUAUGCUGAUAAAUAUUUUUAUUGUGCAUUUAAUGUGUAUUUCAACGUUGCGAAACUAGCGACAUCUGUCGCUGCGUAGAAUAAAACUAAGAACACUGUUGAAUUUAUUUACAUAUUUAACGCAUUAACCAUAUAUUAAUUUUUAACAUAACAGUGCCAUUUCAUUUAUACAUAGUACUUUGUAAAAAUUACCUGAUCGACGUAAUUUAUACAUACAAAGGCUGUUUGUUUAAAGUAUGGAUCCUUCUGGAAAUAAAUAGAACUAGAAUAUUCACAUUAUGAAAUUGUAAACGAAUUUGAGAUUAAUUUUUUGUUGAUUGGUAAUAAAUUAUAAACUGGAAUUGCAAUACGUCACAUCACAAUGUAAUUAAUUUACAUCUGUAAGUUUUUUUUGUUGAAGUCAAAAGUGAAUAAAACAAGAA